GGAAUACAGAGUAGAAGUUUUUCUUGUGAAACAGCGAAGCCACGCGAGAGAGAGAGAGAGAGAGAGAGAGAGAGAGAGGAGAAGAGGAACAAUGGCGGCGGAGGAAGAGAGCACUGUGAAGGAGCCCUUGGAUCUAAUCCGCCUCAGUCUCGACGAGCGCAUUUACGUUAAGCUCCGUUCCGAUCGUGAACUCCGCGGCAAACUGCAUGCUUAUGACCAGCAUUUAAAUAUGAUUCUUGGGGAUGUGGAGGAAAUAAUCACCACUGUUGAAAUUGAUGAUGAAACUUAUGAAGAGAUUGUCCGGACAACAAGGCGCACGGUUCCAUUUCUUUUUGUUAGAGGAGACGGUGUAAUAUUGGUUUCUCCACCUCUCCGAACAGCAUGACUCUUGCCAACUUCAUGCGUAUGGAUGUCUGUUGGGUAGCGUAGACAAUAUGCUCAUGGCUGCUUUUUAUUUGUAGCCAGUUUUAAUGUUUUAGAAAUGGAAUUUUCACAGAUAAUAUUGUGUUGUUAGAAGCUACUUUGCAAUGCACAAACAGGCUAUGUUUUACAUUGUUAUUGCUUUGUUAGGAUUCAGUGAAGGGCAGGCUUCUUGAUUUACUGAGGUCACUGGCCAAACAAGUAACAUGUUCCAGUAAUUGAACCUUGAUCAUAUUCUUCUGUUUUUAGUUUUAAGGAACCAGAAUGUUUCACAUUA
Molecule: messenger RNA, 697 nt
Organism: Dioscorea cayenensis subsp. rotundata (Guinea yam)
Lineage: Eukaryota; Viridiplantae; Streptophyta; Magnoliopsida; Dioscoreales; Dioscoreaceae
Product: sm-like protein LSM3B
Exons: 3
Coding region: 92-385 (97 amino acids)
Biological process (GO): P-body assembly; mRNA splicing, via spliceosome
Cellular component (GO): U6 snRNP; Lsm1-7-Pat1 complex; P-body
Molecular function (GO): RNA binding
Source: RefSeq, a predicted model, not a curated record